Molecule: messenger RNA, 3696 nt
Organism: Pan troglodytes (chimpanzee)
Lineage: Eukaryota; Metazoa; Chordata; Mammalia; Primates; Hominidae
Gene: CDYL
Product: chromodomain Y like
Exons: 11
Coding region: 408-2207 (599 amino acids)
Cellular component (GO): nucleus
Molecular function (GO): transcription corepressor activity
Source: RefSeq, a predicted model, not a curated record
AGAGGAGGGUCAGGCGAGAGGCCCACUGGAGGGUAACACACAUGGAGUUCAGUGACCCCUUUGUUCCUUGAGGAGAGAGGACCUAUUUCUACCUAAGGACAUUCCCGGAAGGCAAUGGGUUUCAAACAAUAUCCUGAAGAGACUCAUCUCAGGGAACUAAGCAGGUGGUAAUCAGAGAACACAGAGCCCCCGGAAGAAUUUUAUGGCAUUUCAGGCAAGCCACAGGCCAGCCUGGGGAAAAAGCAGGAAGAAAAACUGGCAAUACGAGGGCCCAACCCAAAAGUUAUUCCUGAAGAGAAACAAUGGGCCUGAGCAGUAGCCUGCCUGAUGAUGAUCAAGCAGAGCCCUGCAAGUUUCAAGAGGAAUGUCAGUGACUCUUCACUGAAACCCCCCAGUGUCAGCACCAGAUGGGCCUUCAGACCUCAGCAUCUCCGCGAGCAGUGAGCAAAGCGGGGCACAGCAGCCUCCCGGUUUACAGAGUCUCCCUCUGUCACCCAGGCUGGGGUGCAGUGGUGCCAUCUCAGCUCAAUGCAGCCUCCACCUCCCGGGUUCAAGCGAUUCUCCUGCCUCAGCCUCGUGAGUUUCUGGGAUUACAGGUUGAAAGGAUUGUUGACAAAAGGAAAAAUAAAAAAGGGAAGACAGAGUAUUUGGUUCGGUGGAAAGGCUAUGACAGCGACGACGACACUUGGGAGCCGGAACAGCACCUCGUGAACUGUGAGGAAUACAUCCACGACUUCAACAGACGCCACACGGAGAAGCAGAAGGAGAGCACAUUGACCAGAACAAACAGGACCUCUCCCAACAAUGCUAGGAAACAAAUCUCCAGAUCCACCAACAGCAACUUUUCUAAGACCUCUCCUAAGGCACUCGUGAUUGGGAAAGACCACGAAUCCAAAAACAGCCAGCUGUUUGCUGCCAGCCAGAAGUUCAGGAAGAACACAGCUCCAUCUCUCUCCAGCCGGAAGAACAUGGACCUAGCGAAGUCAGGUAUCAAGAUCCUCGUGCCUAAAAGCCCCGUUAAGAGCAGGACCGCAGUGGACGGCUUUCAGAGCGAGAGCCCCGAGAAACUGGACCCCGUCGAGCAGGGUCAGGAGGACACAGUGGCACCCGAAGUGGCAGCGGAAAAGCCGGUCGGAGCUUUAUUGGGCCCCGGUGCCGAGAGAGCCAGGAUGGGGAGCAGGCCCAGGAUACACCCGCUAGUGCCUCAGGUGCCCGGCCCUGUGACUGCAGCCAUGGCCACAGGCUUAGCUGUUAACGGGAAAGGUACAUCUCCGUUCAUGGAUGCAUUAACAGCCAAUGGGACAACCAACAUACAGACAUCUGUUACAGGAGUGACUGCCAGCAAAAGGAAAUUUAUUGACGACAGAAGAGACCAGCCUUUUGACAAGCGAUUGCGUUUCAGCGUGAGGCAAACAGAAAGUGCCUACAGAUACAGAGAUAUUGUGGUCAGGAAGCAGGAUGGCUUCACCCACAUCUUGUUAUCCACAAAGUCCUCAGAGAAUAACUCACUAAAUCCAGAGGUAAUGAGAGAAGUCCAGAGUGCUCUGAGCACGGCCGCUGCCGAUGACAGCAAGCUGGUACUGCUCAGCGCCGUUGGCAGCGUCUUCUGUUGUGGACUUGACUUUAUUUAUUUUAUACGACGUCUGACAGAUGACAGGAAAAGAGAAAGCACUAAAAUGGCAGAAGCUAUCAGAAACUUCGUGAAUACUUUCAUUCAAUUUAAGAAGCCCAUUAUUGUAGCAGUCAAUGGCCCAGCCAUUGGUCUAGGAGCAUCUAUAUUGCCUCUUUGCGAUGUGGUUUGGGCUAAUGAAAAGGCUUGGUUUCAAACACCCUAUACCACCUUCGGACAGAGUCCAGAUGGCUGUUCUACCGUUAUGUUUCCCAAGAUAAUGGGAGGAGCAUCUGCAAACGAGAUGCUGCUCAGUGGACGGAAGCUGACGGCGCAGGAGGCGUGUGGCAAGGGCCUGGUCUCCCAGGUGUUUUGGCCCGGGACAUUCACUCAGGAAGUGAUGGUUCGCAUUAAGGAGCUUGCCUCGUGCAAUCCAGUUGUGCUUGAGGAAUCCAAAGCCCUCGUGCGCUGCAACAUGAAGAUGGAGCUGGAGCAGGCCAACGAGAGGGAGUGUGAGGUGCUGAAGAAAAUCUGGGGCUCGGCCCAGGGGAUGGACUCCAUGUUAAAGUACUUGCAGAGGAAGAUCGAUGAGUUCUGAGUGUCGGGCUGCCCACUGGUGACACCGGGAUCGGGCUGAGCAGGAGUACAUCACCGGCUCCAGUUGCCCUGAUCCAUUCUCACAGCCUGAGACAAGCUCACCUGUAGCUUACGCUUGGAAGCAGGACUGGGAACAUCCACGCUAUUUAUUAUCGAGGAGUUUUAAAGUACUGUAACUUUAAAAUAAAUAACUACAAAGCUUCUUUGUCCAAACGUCAUUAUUUUAUACUUAUAUACACGCAGGUGUAAAAGUAUAAAGGUGAGCACUAGACUGCUCUUAGAAGCUCUAAUUUUUGUUUUCUUUGGCUAGUACUGUAUAAAAAACAGAAUUGUGUUUUAUUGGUUUUGGAUGACAGAAAAGUCUGGAAUAAUGUUUGUUUUCCUCAUUUCUUCCUUCUAGAACACAGAAUCUAAAGGGGUAUUAGCCAGCCUCGCCUCCCUGCCCCACGUAGAGACACAGAGUGAUGUGAGGCGUUGGCUUUUUCUCCAAGAAGGUACAGAUACCUCAGAUUCGGGAAACUCAAAAUCAAAAGACUUAGCUUCUAGGAUAAAUACUUCUGAUGAAAAAUCCGCUGAGGAGCAUACCCCAAACCAGACAUAUGCUUAGGAUUCAUGCUGAGAUGUCAAUUGGUUUCCCCUUCUUUUUAAAAUACAUCCAGUUCUUACCCAGCUAACAUGAAGAAACCACUGUCUCUAGAAGAAAGCUUGUUUUGCAGUAUUAGUGAAUCACUGAAUAGCUUAAGUAUGUCUAAGUUAUAAGUUAGUCUUUAGUGGGUUUUAAAUAGUUUUUCUGACCCUUCUGAAAAAUAACUACAUAAGUGCUUCUUGUUGCUGGGUGAGAAAUACUACUUUAUAGACAGUUUUGGUUUUCUAUUUGCAGAUAUGGUUGAUGUAUUUCACCAAAAUAAAAUAUUUUUAUGUUUAUAAAGUGUAAUUUUUAGGUUCACUUAGAAUAUAUUUUAUUUAAUAAGUUAAAAUUCUUUUGGCACACUAUUAAAUGCAAAAACUCCUUUCAAAACAAAAAAGAACUACCUUAUAUUCAACAUUUAAUGUUCUUGGCCUCUGCUUUUAUGUCUAUACAAUAUACUGAGUUCAGUAUGGUGUCCAAGAGUGCCCUGUGUGGAUAGACACGUGCACUCCUUCCAGGAGUGGGUACUGAUUCCAGACUCCAGAUGCCUAUUAUUAGUUAGGCUUCUGAGCUUGCAAUCAUAUUGAAUGUAUGAAGAGCGAAAUAAAAUCAAAUUCUUAUUUUUGUACAGUUUUGAAGUUUAUACUUAGAACUGACCACCUCCCCGGCCACGCGGAGAGCUGUACAGUGUGUAAAUCUGCCUUUAUCUUGGAUUGAUUGGUACAGUAUUUUUGCAUCUGUGGGACCUACCUUUUCGUUCAGUAGUUUGAACUAUAUAUAAACUGUACAAUCUGUAAAGUUUUUAUAGAAUAAAUAUUCAGCUGUGAAAACUGGUUAAAUAAAACUAAUAUUUCUUAACACA